AUGUCGCACGAUCAUUCUCUGGUGCCACUCUGGCAAAUCCCUGGAAUCAUCAAAGAAACUGAACACACUAUUAUUCGUCAAGCACAGAUGGAUAUGCAUGCUUCAGAAAUCCAAUGCCUCCAAGCUGGCAAGAAUCUUCCAAAAUCCAGUCCGAUCAGAGCCUUGUCACCAAUACUAGAUGAGAAUGAUAUGCUACGCGUUGGAGGACGCCUCGGGAAAUGCUUAAAGAUGGAUGUUUCAGAGACAAACCAUAUCAUCCUGCCCAAAGGACAUCAUGUCACAACCCUCAUCAUUCGCUACUACCAUGCCAACGUCAAACACCAAGGUAGGCACUUUACAGAGGGUGCAGUCCGUUCUGGAGGUUUCUGGGUCAUAGGCGGCAAGAGGAUGAUAGCCUCUAUUGUUCGCAAAUGCAUACCAUGUAGAAGACUACGUGGAAAACUUGAGUGGCAGAAAAUGAGUGAUUUGCCACUCGACAGACUGAAAGUUUGUCCACCAUUUUCGUACGUUGGGGUGGAUGCCUUUGGUCCCUGGGAGAUAGUUGCACGACGGACAAGAGGUGGUCUUGCUUAA
Haliotis rubra (blacklip abalone) is the source of this 573-nucleotide messenger RNA. RefSeq lists its product as uncharacterized. The transcript has a single exon. Lineage: Eukaryota; Metazoa; Mollusca; Gastropoda; Lepetellida; Haliotidae. The record is from RefSeq and is a predicted model, not a curated record. The coding region runs from base 1 to 573 and encodes 190 amino acids.